AUGUUUUCUGUGCAGACACUACCGAUUGUGACUCUGGAGGACACGGAGGAAAGCAUGGCCAUGACGGCAGAGACCGCAGUGGCUCUUCCCAUGAGCAACCACACCAGAGAGAGGGUGACUGUGGCCAAACUAACGCUGGAGAACUUCUACAGCACUCUGCUCACUCAGCACGAGGAGCGAGAAAUGAGGCAGAAGAAGCUUGAAAAGGCCAUGGACGAUGAAGGCUUACCAGAUGAAGAAAAAGUAAUGCGACGCUCACAACACGCUCGGAAAGAGACAGAGUUUUUGCGGUUGAAAAGGACUCGACUUGGACUGGAUGAUUUUGAAUCUCUAAAAGUCAUUGGGCGUGGAGCUUUUGGAGAGGUUCGAUUGGUGCAGAAGAAAGACACGGGACACAUCUAUGCCAUGAAGAUCUUAAGAAAAGCCGACAUGCUGGAAAAGGAACAGGUUGCCCACAUCCGAGCAGAAAGAGACAUUCUGGUGGAGGCGGACGGUGCCUGGGUCGUUAAAAUGUUUUACAGUUUUCAGGACAAAAGGAACCUCUACCUCAUCAUGGAGUUUCUACCUGGAGGAGACAUGAUGACUCUGCUGAUGAAGAAGGACACACUUUCUGAAGAGGCGACACAGUUUUACAUCGCAGAGACGGUUCUGGCCAUAGAUUCUAUUCAUCAACUGGGAUUCAUCCAUCGAGACAUAAAACCUGACAAUCUGCUGCUUGACUCGCGGGGCCAUGUAAAGCUUUCAGAUUUUGGCUUGUGUACGGGACUAAAAAAAGCUCAUAGAACAGAGUUCUACAGAAAUCUCACGCACAACCCGCCCAGCGACUUCUCAUUUCAAAAUAUGAACUCCAAGAGGAAAGCAGAGACGUGGAAGAAGAACAGAAGACAGCUAGCCUAUUCCACAGUGGGGACCCCGGAUUACAUUGCCCCAGAGGUUUUCAUGCAAACAGGAUACAACAAACUGUGCGACUGGUGGAGUUUGGGAGUCAUCAUGUACGAAAUGCUCAUUGGUUAUCCUCCGUUCUGCUCAGAGACGCCACAGGAAACUUACAGAAAGGUUAUGAACUGGAAAGAGACACUGGUCUUUCCUCCUGAAGUCCCCAUUUCAGAGCGGUCUAAGGACCUAAUACUGAGGUACUGUACAGACGCUGAGAACAGGAUUGGCGCUGUGAGCGUUGAUGAAAUUAAGAGUCAUCAGUUUUUUGAGCCGGUCGACUGGGAGCACAUCAGAGAGCGACCAGCCGCUAUCUCUAUUGAAAUCAAGAGCAUCGACGACACUUCCAACUUCGACGACUUCCCUGAGUCGGACAUCCUCCAGCCAGGUAUGACGACAAACUCGACAGAACCCGACUUCAAAUCCAAGGACUGGGUCUUCUUGAACUACACAUACAAGCGUUUCGAAGGUUUGACACAACGAGGGACCAUCCCCACGUACAUGAAGGCAGGAAAAGCUUGA
Molecule: messenger RNA, 1455 nt
Organism: Knipowitschia caucasica
Lineage: Eukaryota; Metazoa; Chordata; Actinopteri; Gobiiformes; Gobiidae
Source: the annotation of a GenBank genome assembly